Molecule: messenger RNA, 905 nt
Organism: Funneliformis geosporum
Lineage: Eukaryota; Fungi; Glomeromycota; Glomeromycetes; Glomerales; Glomeraceae
Source: the annotation of a GenBank genome assembly
AUAUUCUCAAAGGGUUAGUAAUUGCUACGUCUUCAGAUUCUAGCAAGUGUAGCUACCACGUUUUAUAUGCACCGGCUCUCCUUAUCGAUCAUCAUGAACUCAAAGCAUUCACAGAGUUAGUAUAUACCUUAACUGGUGAAAAAUAUGAUAAUGGGUGGAAUGACCUCAAUCAUACUAGAGUUCAGCCACCUACUAGCUUAGGGGUUGAAGUAAGACCCCGAUUACUUAGCACAGAAAAAAAUAACAAUCCACUAAGAAUAAUUGUAGGUCAUGAUAUAUUACAAAAAUGCGCGGACCUUGUUUUGCAGAGACAUUCUAACUAUCUUAGGGAUUGGACUAUCGAAGAAAAGGAAGAGACGAAAGAAAGCUUCGUAUAUUUUAACCGGAAAGCUCUACUAGAAUGUCCACUAUGUAAACGUAUACAUGACAAGGAUCAGCGGUGGUUCGGUCGUAUAUACGCCAGUGGUGAAUUUAUCGUAAAAUGUUUUCAGCAGAAUAGUGAUGAGCGUGGGGAAAUUUUUGAAUGUGACCCAUCUAUUGCAGAAAAAAUUCAGAAAGAAAAUAAAAAUUUAUCUCCCGCCUCCCACAGGAUAAAGGGUCUAGGUUUUCCUAAAGCCUUCGUAAAAAUGCCAUCUUGGGUUAAGUAUAAUGAAAACCUUACAGCAACAGAAAUAUAUGAGGAAAGAUAUGUAAGACCAUCAUCCAAUGAAGACGAUAUCUAUAUAGGAUCACCUUGGGAGACAGGAAAAACAUAUGUUCUAGAGCAUCUUACUAUAUCUGACGAUGUGAAUUUGCUAGUAUUAUCCACGCGACACUCUUACUCGAAUGCUGUUACUACAAGACUCAAUCUUAAAUCAUAUUGUGAUAUUGAUGGUAAUAUAAAUCUACCUGAUCACAAGAGGAUA